Molecule: messenger RNA, 4322 nt
Organism: Echinops telfairi (small Madagascar hedgehog)
Lineage: Eukaryota; Metazoa; Chordata; Mammalia; Afrosoricida; Tenrecidae
Gene: FAM199X
Product: family with sequence similarity 199, X-linked
Exons: 6
Coding region: 202-1368 (388 amino acids)
Source: RefSeq, a predicted model, not a curated record
CGCCCACUGGGGAGCCGGCAGGUCGUGGUGACCUGGAGCAGUGUCCUCGUUUGGCCCGCACUCUGGGCAGCGGCGGGCAGCCUGCCGGUGAGCUGAGGCGGGCACACCCCGGCGGCGGCGGACAGGUUAGAGUGGGGGCAGGGACCAGCGCGGGUGCCUCUCCAAGCCACAGAGCAAUCCCGGGCCAGGCUCUCUCCAACCAUGUCCGACGAGGCGUCGGCCACCGCUCCGUACGAGAAGUUCCUCACCCCCGAGGAGCCCUUCCCACUCCUGGGACCCCCUCGCGGGGUGGGCACCUGCCUGAGCGAGGAGCCCGGCUGCCUGGACAUCAGUGACUUCGGCUGCCAGCUGUCCUCCUGCCAUCGCACCGACCCACUCCACCGCUUCCACACCAACAGGUGGAACUUAACGUCUUGUGGAACAAGUGUUGCCAGUUCAGAAUGCAGUGAGGAGCUGUUUUCAUCCGUGUCUGUUGGAGACCAAGAUGACUGCUAUUCCUUGUUAGAUGAUCAAGACUUCACUUCUUUUGAUUUAUUUCCUGAAGGGAGUGUCUGCAGUGAUGUCUCUUCUUCUAUCAGCACUUACUGGGACUGGUCAGAUAGUGAGUUUGAAUGGCAGCUACCAGGCAGUGACAUUGCCAGUGGGAGUGAUGUACUUUCUGAUGUCAUACCCAGUAUUCCCAGUUCCCCUUGCCUGCUUCCAAAAAAGAAAAACAAGCACCGGAAUUUAGAUGAGCUUCCUUGGAGUGCAAUGACAAAUGAUGAACAGGUGGAAUAUAUUGAGUAUCUGAGUCGUAAAGUCAGUACUGAGAUGGGUCUUCGGGAACAACUUGAUAUUAUUAAAAUCAUUGAUCCCUCUGCUCAAAUCUCCCCUACAGACAGUGAGUUUAUUAUUGAACUUAACUGUCUCACAGAUGAAAAACUGAAACAGGUCAGAAACUAUAUCAAGGAGCAUAGCCCUCGCCAACGGCCUCCAAGAGAGGCCUGGAAGAGAAGCAACUUUAGUUGCCCAAGCACCAGUGGAGUGAGCGGUGCCAGUGCCAGUGCCAGCAGCAGCAGUGCCAGCAUGGUCAGUUCUGCAAGCAGCAGUGGGUCCAGUUUUGGAAACUCUGCUUCAAACUCCAGUGCCAACAUGAGUCGAGCACACAGUGACAGCAACCUGUCUGCAAGUGCAGCAGAGCGGAUUCGGGAUUCAAAAAAGCGUUCCAAGCAACGGAAGUUACAGCAGAAGGCCUUACGCAAGAGGCAGCUGAAAGAGCAGAGGCAAGCUCGGAAGGAGAGGCUUAGUGGGCUCUUCCUUAAUGAAGAGGUGCUGUCCUUGAAAGUGACUGAGGAAGACCAUGAAGCAGAUGUAGAUGUCUUGAUGUAAUAAUGGUGGGGAAUUUCUCAGUGGUCUGCCUAAGCAUUAACCCUUUCACGACCCUGUCCUUUCCAGCUUUGAAUUUUUUUUUUUGGUUGAUACCUGUGUUUUAAUUGAUGGAAGGCAUGCAGAAUCAAGGUGCAUUCCUGAAGUUCUAUUACAAAAUGGGGAUUUUGUUAUAUGGGACACAUAUGUCCCUUGGGACUCUAUAUACCACCUUUUUGAGCCUUUAACAGAUAUGUACAAGGUAGGGGCACCUGAAAAUGUAUCAGUUCAUGACUAUGGAAUCAUUGUGAGAAAGGCAACUUCCAGAUAAAGCACAGGGACCCAACCCAGAAAUAACACUAGUAAGCCUUACCUGCUAGUAAAAAACCAAGAGACAAAAAGUUCUGCAAUAUCAUACCUCCAAUAUGCAUCCCCACCAUACUUGCACCAUGACCAAGAUUUUGAUUAGGGCUGUGCUGAUGUACCAUUCAUAUAGGUCAGUGGUUCUCAGCAGGUGAUUUCCAGGCCAGACUACCAGGAUCACCUGGGCACUGGUAAGAAGUGCAAAUGACCAGCCUUAUCCCCACCCCCACCCCCUAACCUCAUCUGGGACGUGCUCUGCAUGAUGUUUUAACCAGUGUUCCAGUUGAUUCUGAUACUAGUUUAAGAACCACUGAUUUAGGUAAAUGUUUUGGCUAUUUAAGCUUUACAGUAGUUAAAUGGGUUUUUUCUGAGACUAGUGCUUUUGGAGUUUAUAACUCUUUAAAGGUACCACCGGCAAGUAAUUUCUGUCAGUAUAUAUACAUGUGGAGAGAUUAUAAUUCAAUUCCCUUCUUAAUGUUACAGUUUUCUUUCGGUAGUGUUGGUUUACUUUUUCUGAAGGGCCAUAUAGUGUGAUUCUCAGUUCCUAGUGGAAAUCAUUCUUUGACGUGAGGAAGAUGGGUUUGCAUUUUAUAAGUGCCUUCAUUAGAUUGGGUUCUAGCUACUUUCAUUCAUUAGUAACUCAAAUGUCCAAGAAUAGGCCCUAAUGUUUUCCAUGUCAGAUGGUGUUUGUGUUUUUCCUUUUAUGAAAACUCAAUCUUUUCUGUCACUAGUGACUGCUGAGGAAACAGUGUGUGUUUCUAGGAGUGUACUUUAGAUGUGAUGCUAUAUGAUUAAUUUUCCAUAGAGAAAGCAAUUAGGCAAACCAAGCAAUUCUGCUUUCUCACUGCUUUCUGAAAUUUUCCCAAAGGCACAAUUUCUUGAAAGUCCUCCCCCACGUAUUUUUUCAGCACAGCUCUAAUUUUUAAAUACUCAGUAUAACAUCUUUCAGCAUGUAAACAAGUUCACGUUCAACAUUAACUGAUGAAAAACCCUUAAAAUUAUGCUAAACAUCUCUAUAAAGUGCUAGAAGUAGACCAAGCUGUGAGUUACAGAAAACCCUCUAAUGCGUUGGUUAUUAAUAGAACUCUAAUGGAGUUGUUUUAAGUGUUUUCAUAGAGAGUUUGUUAUAAUGAGUAUUAGAAGUAGUAUGUAUCUUCUGCACAUCUUUGAACAUUCACAUGGGUUAAAGAUGGAAACUGAUAACUACUGACAAUCAAGCUGCUUUCUGAUUUGCCUUUUUUGGGGGGGGAAUAACAUUUUUGGGGUAAUGAUCCUUCUUUAGUAGGAGUUGUAAUCAAUGUCUUUUAAAAUCCAGGAGCCCAGAGGUUAAUAAGAUUUCUACCUUUUUAAAGAAAAUUUUACCUUUUGUUUUGUCUAGUAGCUCAUGAAGAAAAACCUGAAAGAAACUACAUUCUCAAUUCAAAGGAAGACUUCACUUAAGUUUUGGAAAUGUUUUUUUUUAAUUUUUAUUUUAAAUUUCACUUUCAUCUUGGCUCCUUGAAAGAUAAAUCAUGGAAACCAAGGAUGAAAACCCUAUUUUACCACUUUGUUGAGGUCUGUGGUAUGGUUGUAACCUUUUAUUUUUUUAAUUUUUAAUUUUUGGUUGUAACCUUUUAAAGACCACUAAAUUCAUACUUUAAAGUGCAGCUAAGAGAAAAGUAUUUAUGUUUGUGUGGUUUUCUGUUUGAAUAGUCUUCUGACUUUUCCUCCUACCCUGUUUGGUGCCUCCUUAUUCACAAAGUUGGGGGUGAGAUUCCACAAUACUCUGAGGAAGAUUCCCAUUCUCUUUCCAUGUGCAGGCAGAGUACAUGGAGAGAAGAGUGAAUGAUAUGGUGUGGUGGUUUCAUGUUGGAUUGCUAACCAGUGAACCCAUCUCAUGAAGUCUUGGAAACCCACAGAGUUAGAAUUGCUGUAGGGUCGCUAAUGAGUCAAAGUCAACUCAAUGGCAGCGAGUUUAGUUUUGGAUCUUAGCAACGAGCAAAAUCUCAAGAGACUGAUUAGCUAGUUUCUCCCUACUCUUCAAGGAAGAGCAGCAUUUAUCUAUUAAAUAUUUGGAAGCACGUAUUUGAGAAUCAUCAGUAGAAGGAUUGUGAUAUAUUAUCCAUUUUUCUACUCUCUCACACCAAUCAUGUAGUCUCAUGACUUUAAGUUUCAUUUCAGUCAUCAUAAACAAUUUUACCAAAGCACCACAAAGCCGAUGUUAAAAGUUUCUAGGGGUUUGCGUGUUAAUAGCUAUGUUAAUCUGAAUGACUCUGUCUAUAUGGUACUAUAGGUUAAUGAUAAGUCCGUAAGUUGAUUUGGAGGAGAUUUGAAAUAUCUUUUGAUUAAAAGAAAAAACAAUUAAGCCUAUUUAGGCUUCCUUGCGAUCCAAGUGGGAGAUUGAGAAGUUUUUCUCUACUCUUUCCCCACAAAGCAAGAAAAAGAGAAAAUGUUUUGUUAUACUUUUUUUGUUAUGGCUAUUUCAUGUAGUGGUUUUGAGCUCUCUUUUUCUUGGAUCAUGUUGUCAUUUAUUCAGUCUGUUGUAUCUCUUGAGUUCACUUGAAAAUAAAUCCAACUCACUAUUUGUCUUUUAAAAAUAUGACUCUUAAAUAUUAAAAAGGAGAGAGAAAGACUUA